GCCAGCAUGGAUUGUUGUGCAUGUCGUGCACAUGUUGAGCUAACAUGCGCCUCUCGAGGCGCCCUCUGCGAGGCGCCAUUCAGCGAGGCGAACCUCUUGCGCCUACUAUAAUCCCCUGCAAGCCUUUCCUUCUGUGCCAUUCGUCAUUUUGUUCGCACCACUCACUGCACAGCCUGCGAAGCGAGCUCUGCCGCGCCAGUACUCACUCAGCUCCGUCCCGCACCUCCGCUCCAUUCCGCGCGUUGCGGCAGCGGGCCGCACUCCACGAUCCUCGAUCCCUGCAGAAUGGCGUCGCGUCAAGAGUCCAAGCCCAAGGUGCAGGUGGAGGCGCCGACGGGCCACUACGAGUGCGUCAAGCCCGAGGAGCAGGCAGCGCGGGAGGGGCAGCAGAGGCAGCAGGGGCGGGAGGAGGGCAUGUGGCAGGCGACGGAGAAGUGAGCGUUGCUUGGCCACAGCUUGCUUCACCCAUGUUACUUCCGCCCGUCAGCACUCCACCAUGCCCACGCACGCCAUGCCAUGCCCCAGAACAACCCCAUGUGCUCACCGCCUCCUGCCAUGUGUGCACAUGCCCUGGCCAGCAGGCUGCAGUCAGCACAUGGCGUGGUUGAGCGCCAGGGUCACAAGACGGCUGCCAAUUCUACUGAGGCGUCGCUGAGCGCCCAGCAGCACGCGGCGCAGCAGCAGGGCGCUGAGGCGGCACACGAGGCGCGGCCGGGGCUGGGAGCAGCACUGGCUGGCAUCCGAGGCGCUGUGGGCCACGCUGGUGAGGCGCUGUUCGGGGGCGCGCACAAGAGCACAGACGAACACGUGCAGGCAGUGAGGGAGGGCGCAUCUGAGGCUGGUGAAUCUGCCAUGCGGUCGGCAGGUCGGGGCUACGAGAAAGGGGGGGAGGCGGCUCAGAAGGCGCCGGAUGCUGCUGCCAGGGGCGCGGGCACAGCGGCGGGCGUGGUGAGGGGCGCAGGGCAGGAGGCAGGGCGGGCCGCGAGGGAGGGCGCUGGAGCAGCAGCGCGGGGGGCGGGGGUGGUGGCGGGGACGGUGCAGGGGCUGGCGGAGGAAGGGGGGGCUGCGGGGAAGAGGGGGGUGGAGGGCGCUGCCAGGGGUGCGGGGACAGCAGCAGGGGUGGCGAAGGGGGCAGCGGAGCAGGCGGGGGAGGCAGCCAGGGAGGGCAGCAAGGCUGCUGCGCGAGGGGCGGGGAUGGUGGCGGGGAUGGCGAAGGGUGCGGGGGAGGAGGCGGGUAAGGCGGCAAAGGAGGGGACUCAGGCGGCAGCACGGGGGGCGGGGGCAGUGGCGGGCACGGUGCAGGGGCUGGCGGAGGAGGGCAGUGUGGCGGGGAGGCACGCUGUGGAGGGCACAGCGAGGGGUGCGGGCGCUGUUGCUGGCACGGCGCAGGCGCUGGGGGAGGAGGGCCGGAAGGUGGGCAAGCAGGCCCUAGGGAGUGCAGCGCGGGGCGUGGGGGCAGUGGGGGGCACAGCACAUGCAGUGGGGGAGAAGGCAGGCGAGGCAGCGAGUGAGGGGCUGAAGAUGGGCGCACGAGGGGCGGGAGGGGUGUAUGGGGCGGUGCAGGGCGCUGCUGGUGUGGGCAGGCAGGCGGCGGGUGACGUGGGGCAGCAGGUGAAGGAGGGAGCGCAGGCAGCAGCUGAGGGAGCGGCGAGGGGUGUGGGCACGGCAGCAGGGGCGGUGGAGGGCGCAGGAGAGGCAGCAGGGCGGGCAGCAGUGGAGGGCAGGCGGGCGGUGGGGGACACAGUGGGGGCAGCAGGGGUGAGCACGGCAGAGGCGGCCAAGGCAGUGGUGGGAGGGGCGACGCACGCGGUGGGGUCGGCUGUGAGUGCGGUGGGGGGGGGCGUGCACGACACGGUGGAGGGCAUUGGGCAGGCCAUAGGCGGGCUGGGUCUUGCCAUGGGGGGCGGUGUGAGCAGCGCGCUGGGGGGCAUGGCGGGGGCCGUGGGGGGUGGGGUGCACUCGCUGCUGGACACAGUGAGGGGCGCGCCGCAGGCAGUGGGGGAGGCAGUGCAGGGGCAUGCGCAGCAGGUGCAAGCGGUGGGGGACCAGAAGGGCGAAGGGGAGGCGGUGGGGGGAACGGGAGUUGGGGGAGGGAGAGGGGAGGAUGUGAUAUCGCGGCGGGUGGAUGUGAUAGAGGCGGUGCGCAUGGCCGGGGAGGAUAUUGGGCCGCUGGCAGGUGCUGCUGGCGUGGUGUCAGACGACAUGGCGGGGGUGGAGGGGCCGCGCGUGAUAGUGGUGACGGAGGACAAGCUCGUUCGCGACUAGGGCUGGACUCCUGACGGCUGCCAUGCUGGCAGGCCACUGGGAGGCGCAGUUGUGCGUACUGGCUCUGGCUGUACAUUCUCACUUGUAUGUUCUGCUGUACAUACUGUUAU
Molecule: messenger RNA, 2375 nt
Organism: Closterium sp. NIES-67
Lineage: Eukaryota; Viridiplantae; Streptophyta; Zygnematophyceae; Desmidiales; Closteriaceae
Source: the annotation of a GenBank genome assembly